This is a messenger RNA of Hydractinia symbiolongicarpus, 1866 nucleotides long. Its product is annotated as ceramide synthase 6-like. NCBI's taxonomy places the organism in Eukaryota, Metazoa, Cnidaria, Hydrozoa, Anthoathecata, Hydractiniidae. The transcript has a single exon. Gene Ontology annotation, cellular component: membrane. The coding region runs from base 57 to 1118 and encodes 353 amino acids. Gene Ontology annotation, biological process: ceramide biosynthetic process. Gene Ontology annotation, molecular function: sphingosine N-acyltransferase activity; DNA binding. The record is from RefSeq and is a predicted model, not a curated record.
AUAUUAUAUUUUACUCUUUAGAUAUAAAAAGUUGUUUACAAAAUUAUAAAAAAAACAUGCUUCAAGCCUUCUCUGAUUGGUUUUGGAAUUAUAAAUUUUGGUUACCACAAGGCUUUACUUGGGACGACUUAAAAUCAUCAAAUGGCAUCACAAGACCUCAGUUAUCGGACUUGUAUAUUGUACCUGCACUGACCGUUGCACUGCUCGUUAUUAGAUACUUCUUCGAAAGGUACAUUGCGUUGCGUUUUUGUAGGUGUAUAGGUAUUUCCGAAGCUUCGAAUUUACCCGAACCGAAUAACCUGUGCGAAAAUACGUAUUUGUGCGUAACGCGCAAUCCCGACCAGGCGAAGAUCAAGGAAAUAAGCGCGUCGACUGGUUGGACGCAGCAGCGUGUUAGUCGCUGGUUUCGUAAAAGACGGAGCGCAAAAAAGAACACAUUGCUAAGAAAAGCUACCGAGACGUGCUGGAGGUUCUUCAUCUAUCUCGGAUUUUUUGUCUACGGUUGUUACGUGUUGCUUCGAACUGACUGGUUUUAUGAUACACGGAAGUGGAUGGAGGGUUACAUCACCAGUCAGUCCUUAACCGUAGAGAUCAAAUGGUAUUAUUUCAUCGAGUUGGCUUUUUAUCUCUCGCUUCUUAUACAGCAUUUUUACGACACGAAACGGAAAGAUUUUUGGCAACAGUUCGUUCAUCACAUAUGCACUAUCAUCCUAAUCACGGGAUCCUACGUCAUCGCGCAUUUUCGUUUUGGCACGGUUAUUAUGCUUCUACACGAUGCCUCUGAUUAUUGGUUAGAAUCUGCCAAGUUGGCCAACUAUGCAAAAACACAGCGACUGUGUGACGUGCUGUUUGUUAUUUUCGCCAUUACGUUUUAUCUCAGCAGGUGGGUUUACUUUCCGGUUUGGGUGCUGAGGACGUUUAUUAUGGACAACGCAAAAAUAUGUGGACCUCUUCAAUCUUACUUCACUUUCCCUUACAUUUUUCUCUAUUUCUGCUUCAUAUUAAUGAUUCUUCAUUUGUAUUGGGGCUAUUUGAUUGGACGAAUGGUGUACAAGUUCACGGUUGCCGGUAAGGUGGAAAAAGACGACCGUAGUGGCGACAGCGAUGGUAGUGAUUAAAGAUCUUUUGAGUUAUUUGGAUGACAUUUCAAAAAAGUUUAUGUAUAAGAUUGUAUAGCAACAGUCCUAUCAUAUUUUGGGAUUGAUGCGACAUCUAGGAAUAUUUCAAUUUUAUGUUUAUAUUUUGGAAAUUCAGUAGAUUAUAGUUUACCAAACGUUGAUCUAUUUAUUUUCUUUUAGCUAACAAGUUUUAAGUCUAGUAUCAGCUUCAUACCUUAAGCACUCCAGUUUUUGUUCUUGAUUUUUAUUUAAAUACUUUUUAAAUUUUUGUUUGUUUUUUUACACAAGCCAUUCAAAGGAAAGUUCAAACAUCGUACAGUCCAUACUUCCCUUUACCAACGAAAUUAAUAUUACCAUUUUAAAACAACUUCAUGAGAGAUGUGGGCCAAACAAUCAUUUGCAGAAGCUGACACCAGUUUUUUAGUACCAACAAAAUAAAGCAAAGAUUUCAUCUAUUCUUUGAACACUCUUAAUACAGCUAAUAACUUGAUAUAUAUUUUUUCCUAAGUGUUAGUUUGGGAAGAAAUAAAACUAAAUUGAAGACAUUUGAGUUAGUUUUGGACAAAUUUCUUUAAAAACAUCAAUAUAAGGAAGUAGGUUUUACAAUGAAAGUUCUUAGUUGAUUUUUAUUUAAGUUUUUAUAUAAUAUUUGAUUCAAAAGUGAUUAUAUUAACUUCCGUCAAUAAUUUAACUACUCUUUUGUAUGUUAUGUUUGUUAUAAUGAAUGCAAGACUGAAAUAUCAAAUUA